GGGUGGUGAAGGGAGGUUGUGUGUACGUAACGCAGGACACAGUAUAAUACUAAACUGAUUUUAUUAUCAGUGUGUUUAAUUUUUUCAUUAAAAUUGUUCGAUCAACGAAUAAGCUAAUUAUCUUCCAAUGGCAGGUCGCAGCGGAGCUCAACGACCAAAUGGAGCAACGCAGGGUAAGAUCUGUCAGUUCAAGUUAGUUUUACUUGGGGAGUCAGCUGUUGGAAAAUCCAGUUUGGUUCUUCGGUUUGUUAAGGGACAGUUUCAUGAAUAUCAAGAAAGUACUAUUGGAGCUGCAUUUUUGACACAGACUGUGUGUCUCGAUGACACAACAGUCAAAUUUGAGAUUUGGGAUACAGCUGGCCAAGAACGAUAUCACAGCUUAGCACCUAUGUAUUACAGAGGGGCACAAGCAGCGAUUGUGGUUUAUGACAUUGUAAAUCAGGACACGUUCAGUCGAGCAAAAACAUGGGUUAAAGAGUUACAACGUCAAGCCAGUCCAAACAUUGUGAUUGCAUUAGCAGGGAAUAAAGCAGACUUGGCCAAUAAACGGGCUGUGGAAUAUGAAGAAGCACAAGCAUAUGCUGAAGAAAAUGGUCUCCUUUUUAUGGAGACUUCUGCAAAGACAGCUAUGAAUGUAAACGAUAUUUUCUUGGCUAUAGCUAAGAAGUUACCUAAAAAUGAACAGUUGGCAAGUGGUUUAUCUGGGCAAGGAAGACGAGGGGUAGAUUUGAGUGAAAAUCAACAGCAAACCAGCAGUGGAUGUUGCAAAUGAUGAGAAGUAUUAUAUUAUUCUGGACAUGAAUUUCCCUUUCUAGCAUUUGGCCCUGAUGUAAUGUACAUUGGAAAAUUGUGUAUAUACAUUUUCCAUCUUUAAAAAAAAAAACAUGUGGCUCUGAAAAAAAAAAGAUGACCACACCAUUAGUACUCUAUAGGCAUAAGAUAACACAGAGAAAAGGUUAAUCAUAAUGUAUUAUUUCAUAUGAAAAAAAUAUCUUAAAAUAUAAAAUCUUAACUAGCAAUUUAUGUGUAUUAAGAAAAAACUGGGAGCAAACCUUUUCUAAUUUAUAAAUCAUGAAAAAAAAAUUUAAUCUGAUUUAUGAAAUGUUGCUUGGACUUCUUUGGUAUAUAAUGUCAUUUUUGUUUUUCUCACAUUAGGUUUUUUUUUGUUGUUGUUGUUGAGAUAAAUGUAUCAUAGCCCCAAUUUAAAUAUUCAGAUUACUUAUCAUAUAUUUCAUGAACAAAAAGGAGUAAAGAAAAGUUAUGAUAGGUUAAAACAUUGUAUUAAUACUUGUCUGAUAAUUCUUUACUGUAUAUAGAUAGUAAAUAAGAACAUGAUAGAGACAUGUGAGGCAUAAUCAUACUUCUACUGUAUUAUCUCAAAAAAUGUAAAAGUUAUUAUAGGAAGAUUAUAUUUAUAAGUUAAUGUGAAUUAUCCUGAUGAGUGUAAUAAAAUAACUUACAAAGUGUGCAUAAACAAUAAAAGUGUGUUACUGGCCUCGUGCUUUAAUAGAUGACAGCUUACUUGCUUAUUAGUAUUAUAUUCUUUGUAUAUGUAUAUACAUAAAGGAUCUUUUGUCUGUUGUUAGGUUUAAAAACUAAUUAUUUUUAGACUUUUGAUAGGUUGAAAUGUGUGAUAUAUACACACAUACACACGUAUUCAAGAAACUUAAAAGUUCUGUUUUAUUUUGACAGCUUUAUCUAUUGACAACGAUAAGCUGCUAUUAAACACUUGAUACUUGAUAGAAAAUGAGUUAGUGUAUGUGAGAAUGAUUGCAUUAUUAUACUUGAUAUGGAAGAGAUGUUAGAAAGCUAAUAAUGUUCUCUAAUUGCAGUUCAGUUUAUAUCACACACUAUUCAGGCCUUUUAAAAACUAUUUUAUUUACAUGUCAUAGUUACACAAAAUAAUCAAGCUAAUUAUGUGUUUUCAAUUUCUAGUUUGUAAACUAAAAUAUCUGUGGCUGGAAUGGAAAUACACAAUGUCAGGUUCUUAUUUUAUAUAUAAUGUAAUUAUAAUAAUUAUGAAGAAUCAGUUUUUUUGGCAAUUAAAUAGUUUAACUUGUCUAUGUCAUUCACUAGGAAAAAAUAACUCUUCUUUAUUUGUAUUGAAGAAACCAUCAUCAUUAAAGGAUGUGGAAUCUUCUUUCCACCAAAAAUAUUGUAGAAACACAACUGCAUAUAUAGACUCAACUUAUCGUUAUGGAAUCAUAGUUCCAUACCUGAAUUAAAAAACAUUUCUUUCGUGAUAUGAAUACAAUAGUUUGUGUAAAAAAAUAGAUUUUUUUCUGUUGUUCAUUCUUCAGUGUAAAGUCUAAAAAAGCUUGCUUUUGUGUAUUUUAUGUUAGCUUUCUUAGAAAGCGUACUUCAUUAGAGAUGUGUGCGUGUGAAGGUAGCCACGAAAUUAUAAUUUUGAUUGCAUAAUACUUAAUUUUAGACAAAAACUGUAGAUCUCAAUUUGCAAAUUAAAUAUAUAAUUCUUUAAUACACACAUAAUUUACAGCACUGCAGUAUAGUGUGUUUGUGUACAUGAUCAAAGUAGAAAUUGGGUUUUGAUACCUGCGGUGGGCAGAGAUAGCCCAUUGUGUAGCUUUGUGCUUAACUUCAAAUAAAACAAAUACAUGAACAAAACUUGAAAAUUAUUAUUUGGUGUUAUGAAGUCCUGGAACUUUUUUGAUAAUCAAAACUCUUCAUUUACUGUUUUUUUCUUUAUAUUAUAUGACUUAUGAAAAAAAUAACAUUAUUGAUGUAAAACUGGAACUUAAAAAAUGUACAAUGUUAAUUCUGAAAUUGAUGUCAUACCAUAAUUGUGUUUUUGAUGGUUAUCAUUAUUUUCAUGUAAAGAUUGUGAUAAUGAAGAAAUUGGUAUUAAUUUACUUUAUGCUUCAAAUUGUUUGAUAAACUUAAAACUGAAGAUAUGUCAUAUAUGGGUAAAAAUAUGCUACUACACACUCUGAACAAUAAACAAAAUAUGAAAGUUGCCUCCACUAUCUGAUACUUGUGUUUUGUUUCUCUUUAGGUUUGUAAAAUAAAACUCACUUUGUAUCUGAAAGUCUAAUAAAAGUACACUGUCAACUUAAA
This is a messenger RNA of Limulus polyphemus (Atlantic horseshoe crab), 3075 nucleotides long. Its product is annotated as ras-related protein Rab-5C-like. Gene Ontology annotation, molecular function: GTPase activity; GTP binding. The coding region runs from base 128 to 772 and encodes 214 amino acids. The record is from RefSeq and is a predicted model, not a curated record. NCBI's taxonomy places the organism in Eukaryota, Metazoa, Arthropoda, Merostomata, Xiphosura, Limulidae. The transcript is spliced from 6 exons.